GGCUGCGUAGUGGCGAGGGCGGAACCGGAAGUUCAUGUGUUGUGGGGCUCAGCUGGUUCAUUUCUGUUGUUUUUUUCUGUUCUUAAGUUCCUGCUGUAAGUGGUGGCUUUGCGGACGUUGCGAUGGGGGAAGCAGACAAGUUUCACUACAUCUACAGUUGUGACCUGGAUAUCAACGUCCAGCUUAAGAUAGGAAGCUUGGAAGGGAAGAGAGAACAAAAGAGCUAUAAAGCUGUCCUAGAAGACCCAAUGUUGAAGUUUUCAGGACUAUACCAAGAGACGUGCUCUGACCUUUAUGUUACUUGUCAAGUUUUUGCAGAAGGGAAACCUCUGGCCUUGCCAGUGAGAACAUCCUACAAGGCAUUUAGUACAAGAUGGAACUGGAAUGAAUGGCUAAAACUACCAGUAAAAUACCCUGACCUGCCCAGGAAUGCCCAGGUGGCCCUCACCAUAUGGGAUGUUUAUGGACCCGGAAAAGCGGUGCCUGUAGGAGGAACGACGGUUUCACUUUUUGGAAAAUAUGGCAUGUUUCGCCAAGGGAUGCAUGACUUGAAAGUCUGGCCUAAUGUAGAAGCAGAUGGAUCAGAACCCACAAAAACUCCUGGCAGAACAAGUAGCACUGUCUCAGAAGAUCAGAUGAGCCGCCUUGCCAAGCUCACCAAAGCUCAUCGACAAGGACACAUGGUGAAAGUAGACUGGCUGGACAGAUUGACAUUUAGAGAAAUAGAAAUGAUAAAUGAGAGUGAAAAACGAAGUUCUAAUUUCAUGUACUUGAUGGUUGAGUUUCGAUGUGUCAAGUGUGAUGAUAAGGAAUAUGGUAUUGUUUAUUAUGAAAAGGACGGUGAUGAAUCAUCUCCAAUUUUAACAAGUUUUGAAUUAGUAAAAGUUCCUGACCCCCAGAUGUCUAUGGAGAAUUUAGUUGAGAGCAAACACCACAAGCUUGCCCGGAGUUUAAGAAGUGGACCUUCUGACCAUGAUCUCAAACCCAAUGCUGCCACAAGAGAUCAGUUAAAUAUUAUUGUGAGUUAUCCACCAACCAAGCAACUUACAUAUGAAGAACAAGAUCUUGUUUGGAAGUUUAGAUAUUAUCUUACAAAUCAAGAAAAAGCUUUGACAAAAUUCCUGAAAUGUGUUAAUUGGGAUCUACCUCAAGAGGCCAAACAGGCCUUGGAACUUCUGGGAAAAUGGAAGCCGAUGGAUGUAGAGGACUCCUUGGAGCUGCUUUCCUCCCAUUACACCAAUCCAACAGUGAGGCGUUACGCUGUUGCCCGGUUGCGACAGGCCGAUGAUGAGGAUUUGUUGAUGUACCUAUUACAGCUGGUCCAGGCUCUCAAAUAUGAAAAUUUUGAUGAUAUAAAGAAUGGAUUGGAACCUACCAAGAAGGAUAGUCAGAGUUCAGUGUCAGAAAAUGUGUCCAAUUCUGGGAUAAAUUCUGCAGAAAUAGAUAGCUCCCAAAUUAUAACCAGCCCCCUUCCUCCAGUCUCUUCACCUCCUCCUGCAUCAAAAACAAAAGAAGUUCCAGAUGGUGAAAAUCUGGAACAAGAUCUCUGUACCUUCUUGAUAUCGAGAGCCUGCAAAAACUCAACACUGGCUAAUUAUUUAUACUGGUAUGUGAUAGUGGAAUGUGAAGAUCAAGAUACUCAGCAGAGAGAUCCAAAGACCCAUGAAAUGUACUUGAACGUAAUGAGAAGAUUCAGCCAAGCAUUGUUGAAGGGUGAUAAGUCUGUCAGAGUUAUGCGUUCCUUGCUGGCUGCACAACAGACAUUUGUAGAUCGGUUGGUGCAUCUAAUGAAGGCAGUACAACGUGAAAGUGGAAAUCGUAAGAAAAAGAAUGAGAGACUACAGGCAUUGCUUGGAGAUAAUGAAAAGAUGAAUUUGUCAGACGUGGAACUUAUCCCCUUGCCUUUAGAACCCCAAGUGAAAAUUAGAGGAAUAAUUCCAGAAACAGCUACACUGUUUAAGAGUGCCCUUAUGCCUGCACAGUUAUUUUUUAAGACAGAAGAUGGAGGCAAAUAUCCAGUUAUAUUUAAGCAUGGAGAUGAUUUACGUCAAGAUCAACUUAUACUUCAAAUCAUUUCACUCAUGGACAAGUUGUUACGGAAAGAAAAUCUCGACUUGAAAUUGACACCUUAUAAAGUGUUAGCCACCAGUACAAAACAUGGCUUCAUGCAGUUUAUCCAGUCAGUUCCUGUGGCUGAAGUUCUUGAUACAGAGGGAAGCAUUCAGAACUUUUUUAGAAAAUAUGCACCAAGUGAGAAUGGGCCAAAUGGGAUUAGUGCUGAGGUCAUGGACACUUACGUUAAAAGCUGUGCUGGAUAUUGCGUGAUCACAUAUAUACUUGGAGUUGGAGACAGGCACCUGGAUAACCUUUUGCUAACAAAAACAGGCAAACUAUUCCACAUAGACUUUGGAUAUAUUUUGGGUCGGGAUCCGAAGCCUCUUCCUCCUCCAAUGAAGCUGAAUAAAGAAAUGGUAGAAGGAAUGGGGGGCACACAGAGUGAGCAGUACCAAGAGUUCCGUAAACAGUGUUACACAGCUUUCCUCCACCUGCGAAGGUAUUCUAAUCUGAUUUUAAACUUGUUUUCCUUGAUGGUUGAUGCGAACAUUCCAGAUAUUGCUCUUGAACCAGAUAAAACUGUGAAAAAGGUUCAAGAUAAAUUCCGUUUAGACCUGUCGGAUGAAGAGGCUGUGCAUUACAUGCAGAGUCUGAUUGAUGAAAGUGUCCAUGCCCUUUUUGCUGCAGUGGUGGAACAGAUUCACAAGUUUGCCCAGUACUGGAGAAAAUGAAACUGGAUUUGACCCAUCAAGAUGCUUGGCUCAAUAAGAAAACUACGUUAGGAGCAACCUGUAUAAUUGGGGACUUCAGAGUAACCAGCAGGAAAGAGAAAAUUUAAUCUUCAGGUUACCGUAUUUUCCAAAUAUUACAUGGUACCUGAAUUCCACUUUCUUGGAUGUCAUUGCCUAAAUAUGGUCUUGAAGGGUUUGUUUUGAAAUAUUGUAUAUAUUUAUUUUCAAAUGUAUACAUUGUUAAUAAAUUACAAAAUGAGAAACAUUCUUAUUUAUGUACAUGUUAUGAGAAUUCUGGAGGAAGUAAUAUGUUGAAAUAGUAACACAUUUAGUCUUUUAGUUUAAAACCCCUUAUGUCUUCAUAUCAGGACCCCAGUAACCUGAAUUUAGCUUGACACAGUUUACACAUUUUUUUUUGUUUCUUCCUUCUUUCCUCUCCUUUCUCCAACCCACUUUUGUUUUUUGUUUUUGCCUAAUUUACAUGUUUAAAGUUCUACUUAAAAAUUUACUUCAAGUUUUACAUGUUAUAGCUCAUUCUUCUGCAGUUCAAGAAUUGCUUAUAUUUUUAAAAGAUAUUUAUUUUCUCUUAUAAAUAAUUGAUUUUUGUAAACUCCAGUUCAUAGUUCUUCUCGUUUGUAAGUAUGUAAAGUAGAAUAUGAAAAUGUGGCUAUUUAGAUACCUGGCCAAAAGGUCCUAUGACCACCAGUUUUAGUAUUGAACAUAAGAUAUUUUUACAUUUUCAUAUAAGACAAUGUAAAUUGUCUUUCUGCAAUAAAUGUUUUUGAUGUAAAUUUAGUUUUUAAAAGCUUUUUGAUGGUAUAAAGGAAUUGAGGAGGAACAAAAAGUUUUUGAAAUAGCUCACCUAGACCUGUUAAUGUAAUAUAUUCUUCGUGAAUUAAGCAAAAAAUUUUUUUGUUUUUUAAGAGUAGAACUAAUCUCUAGCUUUUUUGAUGGAACUUUGAAGAAAAAGAACAAAUACAAAUAUACAAAUGAUAUGAGCAAUACAGUAAUAAUCUUUUGCAACUUAAUAUGUUAUAUAGUCAUAUGACUUGGUCUUGGAAGAAAAAGAAUUGUUUUGGUGCUGAAUAAAUAUCAGAAAUGAAGUGACGGAAAAGAUGAAGGUAAAAUUGUGGCACAAUUUCAGAGAAUGCCAUUAAUGAUAAUGUGUACUUGUCAUCUAAUUCUUAGUCCUGAGCUUGCCUCUUUAGUGUGGGGUUACCAGAGGGAGGGCAAGCAUGUAAUUAAGAGACAUCCUAGAAGCAUAUGGAAUGUGAUUUAUGUAAAACAUGCCUCCUGAUUAGAAAAAUAGUAAAACUGGAAAGACCUUUGUACAUCCUCUUAGGAGAACUUAUAUCUAAACUAAAUUGUCAGGCUCUGUCUUCUACCUUACUUUUUCUUUUCUUUAAAUAUGUUUGUCAUUUUUGUUGUUGUUCGGACAUUUUUAACCCUCUGCAUGCUCAUUCUAAUAGUUCUGUUUCUAUUGGCACUUUCUCCAAAAUUUUUCUCUGAAUUUCCCUUGUUGAAAGUGACCUUUCUUCCUUGUGAACUCCUGGAAUUAUUUCUAGCUUUUAAAGUGGCAUUUAGUAAAAGUUCAGUGUUUUUCUUACACUUGCAUCUCCUAUUUCAGGGUUUGGCAUACAUUUUCUUUAAGGGGUAAGAAAGUAAGUAUCUUUAGCUUUGAGGGACAUAUGGUCUAAUAGUAUUAAUUUAACUCUGCUAACUAGAAGGCAAAAGUGUAUCAUCUUACUCAUCUUUAUAAACUCCACAGCACUCUGCAUAGAGAGGAGCAUGUUUAUAAGAAACUCAAUAAAUAAUUUUGACACAAAUAUGAAAUUCUAUAAGGGAAGACACUGAAAACUAGUAAAAAAGGUUGUUCUUGAAUAACCUUGUAUUUAGUGCCGUCUUAACUAGAAUUGUAAAGAGGAUAAACCUUUCUAGGAAGGGUGACAAGUGUUAGGUGAGGAAGGAGCAUCUCUCAGGAGGGUAAACAGUGGCUGUUGUUUUGCUGAGAGAUUUUGGCUGUGAGUGUUAAGCUUAUAUCAAAAAGAAAAGUGACUUAUCAAUCUGUUUUUAUUGCUCAAAGUAACUCUUUACUCCCAUUUUUUCUAAAUUCCAUUGUUUUUACUUUUUAGAGCUCUAUUCUCAAGUGUAGUCUGCGUGUUUCUUUGUCAUUGCCAUGUGAAUUCUUUGGUGACAAAUGCAGUAAUACUUCAAGCACGAUGUUUGAGUUUGAGAAAUGUAUUUGUGAGCAUACAUCACUUUAAUUAAAAAGUGUGAGUACUAUGGUCA
This is a messenger RNA of Callithrix jacchus (white-tufted-ear marmoset), 5075 nucleotides long. It is a transcript of the gene PIK3C3, whose product is annotated as phosphatidylinositol 3-kinase catalytic subunit type 3. Gene Ontology annotation, biological process: endocytosis; autophagy of peroxisome; autophagosome assembly. NCBI's taxonomy places the organism in Eukaryota, Metazoa, Chordata, Mammalia, Primates, Cebidae. Gene Ontology annotation, molecular function: 1-phosphatidylinositol-3-kinase activity. Gene Ontology annotation, cellular component: phosphatidylinositol 3-kinase complex, class III, type I; membrane; peroxisome. The record is from RefSeq and is a predicted model, not a curated record.